CCGUCCUUCAUAACAGUCCGACUGGAAACAAAAGCUCGAUCAACGAUAUGUACCCCAUUGGCUGCAUGUAGCGUUUUACUAAAUAAUAAAGACAUUUAUAGUAAAGCCAAAGCAUUUAUUUAGUUGCUCAGAAAUGGAUGGUGUACCUUGUCUUCGCGUGUCUUGUUGUCAGGCACAGCAGUUCAGGAUGCAUCUCCAGUCCAGGGGAGUGCUCGACCAGAAUUUUAGCUUGGUUAAACAACCAGACGGGACAGUCCUCCUUCCCAUUUCACCAUCCUGCCUCUCACAGCUGGAUCUGCAGUCUCUCAGAAACACUUUGACUCCAAUUGUUUGUGACUUCACCUGGAGUAAGUCUCCACAGUCAAAAAAGGAGAAGGGGAGGAAAGCUGGAAAUAAACUGGAGAGAACCAUCCAGGAGUUGUUGCAGUACAGGGGUGAAAGAUGGAUGGAGGAGAUGAGGAGCGAUCUUCCUCGGAGCUUCCAGAGGCAUGGAGACCUCGUCCUGCUGGGCGAUAGCUGCUUUACUCUGCCGAUAUGGGAUAAAAUGGGCGAUCAGUUAUGGAGUGCAGUGACCAAAGAGCUGAGGGCAAAGCGGCUUGCAAAGAUGAGUCGAAUAUCCAGGGAUAGAUUCAGGUCUCCUGUGGUAACGAUGCUGCUGGGCGACAACAGCUGGGUCAAGCAUGUGGACAACGGCAUCAGUUAUGAGUUUGAUGUUACCAGAUGCAUGUUCUCAGCCGGGAACAUCACAGAGAAGCUCCGUGUGGCCGGAUUCGACUGCAGUGGAGAGACUGUGGUCGACUUAUAUGCAGGUAUCGGAUACUUCACUCUGCCAUAUUUGGUUCAUGCGAAGGCCAGCCAUGUUCACGCCUGUGAGUGGAACCCUGACGCCGUUGCUGCUUUACAGAAAAACCUGGAAGUAAACGGAGUGUCAGAGCGCUGCACCAUCCAUCAAGGAGACAACCGUCAAGUUCAGCUGUGUAAUAUCGCCGACCGGGUGAACCUGGGUCUCAUCCCGAGCUCUGAGGAGGGCUGGCCCGUUGCGUGUCGGCUGCUGAAGAAGACGACCGGCGGCAUUUUGCACAUUCAUCAGAACGUGACCUCUCCUUUACCGAAUGCUGCUGCUGCUGGCGACGCCGCUCCUCAAAAUGUUUCUGCAAAGAACGCUGACAGAGAGGUGUGGCGGGCCUGGGCCGGUGACACCGCAAACCGAAUAACUUCUCUGUUCAUGGACCUCACUGGUGCAUCAUGGGAAAUAAAUAUCCAGCAUAUACAGCAUGUGAAGUCUUAUGCGCCUCAUGUGCACCAUGUUGUGCUGGACUUGGACUGCAGACCGUCCUGAAUUAACACAGAAAAACUGCUGCUUUUAUUCCCAGGAGUAAAUAAAAGAAGGCUACAGAGUCGAGAACACUUUUA
Molecule: messenger RNA, 1413 nt
Organism: Gambusia affinis (western mosquitofish)
Lineage: Eukaryota; Metazoa; Chordata; Actinopteri; Cyprinodontiformes; Poeciliidae
Gene: tyw2
Product: tRNA methyltransferase 12 homolog
Exons: 7
Coding region: 134-1339 (401 amino acids)
Biological process (GO): tRNA methylation
Cellular component (GO): cytoplasm
Molecular function (GO): tRNA methyltransferase activity
Source: RefSeq, a predicted model, not a curated record